Messenger RNA from Oldenlandia corymbosa var. corymbosa, 915 nucleotides. The record is from the annotation of a GenBank genome assembly. NCBI's taxonomy places the organism in Eukaryota, Viridiplantae, Streptophyta, Magnoliopsida, Gentianales, Rubiaceae.
AUGAGGAAGCUGAAAAGCAACGCUACCCUUUCAGAUUUCAUUCAUCUCUAUAAAGUAAUCCCAAGAGCCAUUUGUUUCUCAUCAGUUGAGGCACAUCUUAUGAUGAGUAUGUCGACUUGUAAACUAGCAAGUAGUACUCAAUCUCCUCCUUCUAAUUCAACCCCUUUUUCUAAGCGCCGGAAAUGGAGAAAUGAAGAAGUGGGUUCUGUAGUUGACAGGAUCAGCAACUUACCGGAUUCAAUUUUAUCACAUAUUCUAUCAUUUCUCCCCACCAAAGAUGUUGUGGCAACUGGGGUCUUGUCAAAAAGAUGGAGUCUUCUCUGGACAAGUGUCCCCUCCCUCGAUUUCGAUGACAAUGGCUGGCACUUCAAAAAAUCAGGAAUGAGAUUUAUGAAUUAUGUUAACAGGGUCUUGAUUGAGCACAACGCUGGAUCCAUUCAGAAGUUUAGAAUCAAAAGCGUCGCGACUGACACCUUUGAUCUUCAACCACGGAUCAGGAAGUUGCUUCGAAGCACUUUCACUUGCAAAACGCUUGUGGUUCUCAAGUUGAGCGGUGGUAAGGUGACUAUUACUGUUCCAAGCACAGCCUGCAUUUCAAAUUUGAACAUAAUUGAACUGGAUUCAGUGAAAUAUGGAGAUGAGGAAUCACCUAGUAACCUGAUUUCUGCCACUCUUGCUCUUGAAAUUUUGUCCAUUCGGAGACAAGAAUUCGAUAACGACAAAGAUUCUCCUAGCUGGGUUAUUGCAGAAAAUUUAUGGAAGGAUCCGAGGGUUGUGCCCAGAUGUUUGAAGUCAUGCCUUAGAACGAGUUUGCUUCUGGAUUUCAGGGAAUCAGAAAUUGAGCUGGGUAUGUUAAAGUACAUGCUCAAGAAUGGGAAAGUAUUAGAGACGGUUGAAUUGCAUCAUACUGAUUAA